AGAGAUUUGUGGGCGAUGUUUAACAAAUCGGCUUUUAAAAGGCCUCCAUUCCUACCUCCCUCACUUAUUUCAUUGAAGCGCACUCAACGGACUCCAUGGAAGCGUUCUCCGUUGAAUCAAAUUCUUGUAUCCCCCAUUGAAUCAGCUUUUAAGGGCGGCCGCCCCUCCUGCCCUGCUCAUCUCUGGCGGGAUCUUCUUACUCUCUGUAUAAAGAUGCGAUUGAAGGCUGCAAGACUUUCUAGAGCAGCAUCUAGGGCGGAAACUGGCCCUACUAUGGUGCGAAGCUGGGAUGACUUGAACUACGAUAUAUUAAUGGGUAUAAUUAACAGAGUGCCUUGGCGUUGUAGGCUUUAUGUUGCAUGUUUGGUAAGCAAGUCGUGGUUGGCAGCAGUAUUAGACUCAUUGUCACCUGGUGGUGUGAUCAACCUCAAAGUCAUAGAUCCCCACAAGUUGAAAAAUGACUUUGAUUUCCCCAGGUUUCAGAGAAGAUACCUUUGUUUCCUGAAGCAUAUGUUGGAUACUAAGCCAGUUGACUCUUGUUCUGCAUUGUGCAUUGGUGAAACUGUGCUAAAGGCACACAAGUAUGUCUAUAUUGCUAAAAGGACACCCUCCCUGCAGCGGUUGGUUAUCUCUGAGGCCUUGGGUUACAGAUAUUCAUGUUUUAUGCAAGCUAUGCGUUAUUGGAGGAAGUUGAAGAAAGUAAAGUGUCCUGUAGAUCUGUUUGUAUUCCGCUCAGUCUGCUUUGAAAAGGUUGAAAGUCUUCAGUUAUUUGGCGUUGUGUAUGAUGCUGCAGCAAUAGCAAUCCGUGAUAGAUGUCCUAGACUCAGACGAUUGUAUCUCAUCUCAUGUGCUUUAUCAAUCACUGCGUUGUCAACAAUAUUAGAUGGGCACAAACGAUUGGAGGUGUUGGAUACCCGACAUAGUUUCUGUGUCCGUGACUGCAAAAAGACUGCUAGUAUUGGGAUAUCUCAAUCUGUGGAGUGGAAUGAAGAAGAGAUUCGCUGUAAGGCUGCUGGUAUAAAGUUGCACUUGAGGUGCACUAAACAGCGUUGUCCUAAAUGUUCUGCAACUUGGAAACACUGCUAUCCAAAAAUGAAGGGUCGACUUGCAAAUUAUCGUUAUUGGCGGUAUAUUUAAUCUACUUGUAAUGUUGUCUAUAACAUUUUAAUUUAUAAAGAAAAUUGCGAUAAAAUUUCCCUCACCCAAAAUUUUUACCAGCCAAAAUAUUUAUAUCAUAAAAGUUUUCAGUUAAACGAUAAUGUGGUUUGCAAUUUUCUGUUUUUGACGAAAUGGAUUGCAAUUUAUAAUA
Molecule: messenger RNA, 1309 nt
Organism: Chenopodium quinoa (quinoa)
Lineage: Eukaryota; Viridiplantae; Streptophyta; Magnoliopsida; Caryophyllales; Amaranthaceae
Exons: 4
Coding region: 16-1137 (373 amino acids)
Source: RefSeq, a predicted model, not a curated record